Macadamia integrifolia is the source of this 4441-nucleotide messenger RNA. RefSeq names its product LRR receptor-like serine/threonine-protein kinase GSO1. The transcript has 2 exons. The coding region runs from base 443 to 4201 and encodes 1252 amino acids. Gene Ontology annotation, molecular function: protein binding; protein kinase activity; ATP binding. The record is from RefSeq and is a predicted model, not a curated record. Gene Ontology annotation, biological process: protein phosphorylation. Lineage: Eukaryota; Viridiplantae; Streptophyta; Magnoliopsida; Proteales; Proteaceae.
UGUUAUGGAUUAUACUGACAGUUCCCAUGUCUCUAUCCCAAGCUUAUCGUUUGAGAUUCGAACCCAUUAAAAGCUUCUGCAAAUACCGAGUCUAACUAAACAUAAAGCAGAGGUCUCCAUUACCAUCUUCAGCAUUUACAUCUACAUUGCACUGGCCAGCACAAAACCACGCGUUUUCUCUCCAAACGAGACAUAGAACUUUCCAAUGCAUAUAAUUUGUUUGCAACCCACGAGGCGAAGGAAUGCAAUUCUGCAGUUCAACCUAUUCAUGCAGUGGCAGCUUGCAGCGGUGGAAGCAGAGUAACAUGGUGGAUUUCCAGUAAUGGGUUUACAGUUAGCAGAAGCUUUAUUUAUUCAUUAAUUCACUUUUCAUGAUCUCUCUAGGCACUCUAAUGGGUAUAGAAAGAAAUUGAGAUUGAGAGAUUCUUCAGCUUCUGCACAGAUGACGAUGAGGAUGGGCAUUUUAUCUGUUCUUGCUCUGUUUCUACUAAUGGGUUUUGAGUUUCUGUUCGUUUCUUGCCAGAACAGUGGACAACCAGCUGAGUCACCGACUCUAAGAAUACUUUUAAAGGUGAAGGAAUCGUUCGUUAAAGACCCAUUAAAUGUGUUGGGAGGAUGGUCUGCUGAGAACCCUGAUUUCUGUACUUGGAGUGGAGUUUCUUGUGAUGGCUUGUCUGAAGUAAUUGGUCUCAACCUGUCCGACUCGUCACUCACUGGGUCAAUUUCUCCAUCACUCGGUGACUUUCCCUACCUGCUCCACCUUGACCUCUCUUCCAACCUGCUUACAGGGUCCAUCCCACCUGACCUCUCUAAUCUCACAUCUCUUGUUUCUCUGCUUCUCUUCACGAACCAACUCAGUGGACCAAUUCCAACCCAACUCGGCCUUCUUGCUAGUCUCCAAGUCCUUCGGAUAGGUGAUAAUGUUCUCACAGGCCCCAUUCCAAGCUCUUUCGGUGAUCUCUCUAACUUGGUCACUCUUGGCUUAGCCUCUUGUAGCCUCAGUGGUCAAAUUCCUCCAGAACUCGGAAGACUCGGGCGAGUUGAGAGCCUGAUUCUGCAACAGAACCAACUUGAAGGUCCGAUUCCAGCUGAGAUUGGGAACUGUUCAAGCCUCCUCGUCUUCACCACUGCUCUCAACAAUCUUUCAGGGCCAAUACCAGGCGAAUUGGGUCUGCUUAGCAACCUCCAGCUUCUCAACCUCGCCAACAAUACUCUCUCUGCUGAAAUUCCAGCCGAGCUAGGUGAGUUGAGUCAACUUGUUUAUCUCAAUUUUAUGGGCAACCAGCUUGAGGGUCCAAUUCCCAAGUCUCUGUCCAAGUUGGGUGGUCUGCAGAAUCUCGAUUUGUCUAUGAACAAGCUCACAGGAGGAAUCCCUGAAGAGUUUGGCAAUUUGGGUGAGCUUGUUUAUAUGGUGCUAUCAAUGAACGAACUUUCUGGUCCUCUUUCUGGAAAAAUCUGUUCAAACACAACCAGUUUGGAAUUUUUGGUUGUGUCUGGUAAUGGGUUUGUUGGGACGAUUCCAUCUGGGUUCAGGGAUUGCAAGUCAUUGGAAAGAUUGGAUCUUUCUGAUAAUAAGCUUGAGGGGUCGAUACCAGAGGAACUGUUUGGGCUUCUGAAUCUUACUGAUCUAUUGCUGAACAACAACAGUUUGGUGGGUUUGAUUCCUCCAUUGAUUGGAAAUCUCAGUAAUCUUCAAACAUUAUCUCUGUACCACAAUAACUUUCAUGGUGGUCUGCCACCGGAGAUUGGGAAGCUCGGGAAGCUCGAAAUCCUCUAUCUUUAUGAGAACCAGCUAUCUGGGGAGAUCCCUUUGGAGAUAGGCAACUGUUCGAGCUUGCAGAUGAUUGAUUUUUAUGGAAAUCAGUUCACGAGCAUUCCAAUCACCAUUGGAAGGUUGAAGGAGUUGAAUUUUCUUCAUAUCAGAGAGAAUGCUCUCACUGGUGAAAUUCCUGCAACCUUAGGUAACUGUGGACAACUAACUGUUCUAGAUUUGGCAGAUAAUCGUCUUGUUGGUGGUAUCCCUGCAACAUUUGGAUACCUUGAGUUCUUGCAGGAGUUCAUGCUUUACAACAAUUCUCUUGAAGGUAAUCUUCCAGAGCAACUAUUGAAGAUUUCCAACCUGACGAGGGUGAACCUCUCAAAUAAUAGAUUGAAUGGUAGCAUUGCUGCAUUGUGUAGUUCACAUUCUCUUCUUUCUUUUGACCUCACCAACAACUCUUUCGACCAUGAAAUUCCUAUCCAGUUGGGCUAUUCUCCUGCUCUUGAAAGGCUUCGAUUGGGCAGUAACCGAUUUACCGGAAAAAUUCCUUCAUCCUUGGGAGAGACCCGGGAGCUCGCACUCCUUGACCUUUCUGCUAAUUUACUCACUGGAGUGAUACCUGUAGAACUCUCACUUUGCAAGAAACUCACACAUAUUGAUCUGAACAACAACCUUCUAACUGGAGCAAUCCCGAUGUGGCUAGGAAGCUUGCCUCAGUUGGGUGAGCUAAAGCUCUCCACAAAUUUAUUUGCAGGCCCUCUCCCUCGACAGCUAUUCAAAUGCUCCAAUCUCUUGAUACUUUCUGUUGAUGAUAAUUCACUAUAUGGAACCAUUCCUCCUGAAAUUGGAGAUCUUGCAUCCCUCAAUGUCCUCAACCUCAGCCACAACCGAUUCUCCGGACAUAUCCCUCCUGCCAUUGGUAAUUUGAGUAAACUCUAUGAGCUCCAGCUUUCAUGGAACAGCUUCGAAGGCAGAAUACCAAUUGAGCUAGCAGAACUCCAAAAUCUGCAGAGUGUGUUGGAUCUCAGCCACAACAAUCUUACUGGUGACAUCCCACCUUCCAUUGGAACAUUGUCUAAACUUGAAGUGCUUGAUCUAUCUCACAAUGAGCUGGUUGGGAAAGUCCCUCACCAAAUCGGUUACAUGAGCAGUCUGGUUGAGCUUGACCUUUCUUACAACAGUCUCAAUGGCCAAUUGGACAAUAAAUUCUCACAUUGGCCAGUAGAAACCUUUGCUGGGAACCUUGGACUGUGUGGAAGCCCUCUUCACCCAUGUGAGAACUCAGAAUCCAGUGGGCAUCACACUGCCUUGGUGGUGGCAAUCACAGCUGCCUCAACUGCAGUUGCUGCCGUCCUACUAAUACUAGCGCUUGUGCAUCUGACGAAAAACAACCACCAAUAUCUCAGAAGAGCUCGCGAAGUGAACUGUGUGUACUCUUCCAGUUCCACUCUGGCACAGAGGCGGCUACUCUUCAAAGGUGGCACCACAAGGCAAGAAUUCAAAUGGGAAGACAUCAUGAAAGUAACCAACGAUCUAAGCAACGAGUAUAUGAUUGGAUCAGGUGGGUCAGGGAAGAUAUACAGAGCAGAUUUACCCAAUGGGGAGGUAGUUGCAGUCAAGAAGAUAUUGAGAAAAGAUGAUCUCCUACUAGUUAAGAGCUUUGCAAGGGAGAUUCGAACACUUGGCCGGGUAAGGCACAGGCAUCUAGUGAAGCUGAUGGGGUGUUGCAGCAACAAAGGAACAGGAAUGAAUCUGUUGAUAUAUGAGUAUAUGGAGAAUGGAAGUGUGUGGGAUUGGUUGCACAAGCCACUUCUCAGUGGGAAGAAGAGGAAUACCUUUGAUUGGGAAGUGCGAUUGAAGAUAGCAGAGGGCCUAGCACAAGGUAUAGAAUAUAUCCACCAUGAUUGCGUGCCACAGAUCAUUCACAGAGACAUCAAGUCUAGCAAUGUGCUACUUGAUUCCAAUAUGGAAGCACAUUUGGGUGAUUUUGGGCUGGCAAAGGCACUUAUCGAUAACCAUGAUUCGCUAAGCACCGAGUCAAAUUCCUGGUUUGCUGGCUCUUACGGUUACAUAGCUCCAGAGUAUGCAUACUCAUUUAAGGCGACGGAGAAGAGUGAUGUGUAUAGCAUGGGUAUUGUGUUAAUGGAGCUUGUGAGUGGGAGAAUGCCCACUGCUGCAAGCUUUGGAGUAGAUAUGGACAUGGUGAGGUGGGUUGAAUCACAUAUUGACAUGCCUGGACCUGCCCGAGAGGAAUUAAUUGAUCCAUCACUGAAACCACUCAUACCCGAUGAAGAAUGUGCUGUGUUCCAACUGCUCGAUGUUGCAUUGCAGUGCACAAGAACCGCUCCAGCAGAGAGACCAUCAUCUCGGCAAGUGUCUGACCUCGUGCGUCACAUAUCUAAAACUAGUAAGGUCCAAUUUGGGAAGAUCACAACUCCAUGAGGCCAUGAGCAUUAUAGAUGAGAUUGGAUAUUGGAAAAUCAAGAGUGUUUUCUAUACGUCACAGAGUUCAACUCCCAUAGAGCUUUCCAUUUUCAUUGUUUCAGUUUUGUCCCUGCAACUUCAUAUCACUGUUGCACUUUGCACAUCUUCCUUAUAUUUUAAUGUAACCAUGCUCUUGCUUCUACUAUUUAUACAAUAAAAAUAUGAACUGGAUAACCAUGGGAGAAUCAUCCCAACUGC